CUAUUUGAUGUGCUUACAAGGAAGAAUUAAAAUACGGCAGUGUUAUUUGAUAGCAGUUGACCUACAUAGGAGUUUUAUGAACUAACCAAAAAUCAGUCGAUUUACUACGGGGACAUUGUCUGAGGUGGCCACAUGAUAAACAACGGUAGACUUGAUGGUACCUAGGGACAAAAUGGCGAUCCUAGGAAUAAACUGUCUGAUCUUCCUCAUUUCUACAGGAAGUUUCGUUAAAUGUAUGAUAUACGAGUCAGAGGCUGGAACAUGGGAAACUACCCGAAAUACCUGCCAACUCCUGAACUCCAGUAUCCUAUGUGCCGGUGAUCCGGAUACAUGUAACCUGAAGAAUGACGUCACUAUAUCGACAGGACAGUUCUGGAUCGGGGCCUACGUUCAUGCCACGACAAUCACUUUUUAUACAGGCUGCAAGCCUGUUUCUAAUCAAGCCAGCCCAGUUUUAAACUCAUCGAAUAUGACUUUGAAAGCCUGCAUAGAGAAAUGCCACACAAAGUACCAAAUCGAUUCCAAUAUGGAUACCCUUGGACUUCACAUGGAUUCGUGCUAUUGUACAACACGUGUCGGCCAAACAAGCCAUGAAUCUGAAUGCAACAUCUCUUGUACUGAGGACAGCAGUGUAGCAUGUGGCGGCAGUCAGUUCAUGUCUACAUACGAAUUCCACAAUGUUGGACGCACACAGAAAGGCGGUCUUCUUUCGUUUUCACCACUGUGUGGCAUAUCGAGCAACAAGUUCAAGGACUGCCAGGAGCAGCGCGUGGCUGCUUGUCUAAAUGAUCAGAAUUCUCCAACGGCCAUGACAUGGUCAGCAGCUAAACAAUGGUGUCAAAGCAAUGAUACACUGCUCCACUCAACUCCGAAUUCUUCAACAUUUAAAAUGGAACCCUGGAUUAAUCUCGUUAAGCGCCGAUUUGUCAAGUGGACAGAUGAGGCCGUCCCUGAGGCGACCACUCACUGUGUGUCACUGUUGUGUAAGGAGGAAUCUUGUUCAUUUUCUUCUGAAAAAUGCACAAAGCAGCUUUCCAGUUUGUGUUCGAAAACGGCAGAUGAUGAUAAUCCGAGCCAAGUUUCGCAAAGAACGUUCUCUCCUCCAACAAGUACUCAUUUGGUGUCAGCGGAACCACCACUGCCCACACCUACCGACAAAGCGAACUCAUCCAUUCCAAUAGUCGGUGUAUCACAUUCCGAGGGUAGCAGUGACGAUGGAAUGCUUGUUUACAUCCUGGUCGCUGUUGCUGUGGUGGUUGUACUUGUUAUCACGAUCAUACUCGCCUUCAUAUUCUUUCGCAAAAGGAAAAUGAACCAAGACAAACCACGUUCAAAAUCAAACUCCAGCAAUAUCGAGGAACCAGCCAGACCCCUGAUGGAACAGCCGGUUCACGAACACCGAGGAAGCGAUGACUACGAUCAGGUCAAGAGUGAUUACAGCAAAGUUCGCGAAGACUUUGUCAUCGACAGAAAUAACAAACAUAGCGGCGACUACGACAGGAUCAAAAGUGAAUAUGACCCUGCUUAUACCCGUGUCACCAGCUUUGCGCUACAAAAUGAACCGGAAGUUGAUGACGACUUGCCUGAAAUAGAACGGGAUAGUGAUAAUUAUGACCUGCUCAGGACCAACAAACGACCUGAAAGGAAAAUUGACAGUACAUAUGAUCACAUACCUGCAGAAACAGAAGAUGACACUUAUAACGUUUUACAGUCGCAAGACGAUUUACACAAGGACGACAUUGGUGACUUCAUGUAUGACGUCACUUCCGCUAUCAAUGGAUUAGGCAAUUAUGAUACUUUUCAGAGUAAUAGAAGUGACGAUUUCAGUGGGGAAUAUGACACGGUGGAAUCAGUGUUACACUCCAAUUCAUAAAAUUGUUUUUCAUAUGUAGUUCUUUCUGUGAGAUUAUUGAACAUUUAUAGAAAAUUACAUCAGAAAAAUUAUAGAAAACCAAGCUAAUAUUGCCAUAUGACAUUGUUGUACCCUUUCUCUGAUUUAUAUUUCUUGCCAAACCUUAACCCUAACCAACAAAUGUCCUUUUUAUAUAGAUUUAUUAGAUAAAUAUAUAUAUGUAUUAAUCCGGCAAGUUUAUUUCACAAGCACAAGAUUCGUCAAUAUUUUGAAUUAUAAAAAUCGCCAAAGAAUUUAUGGUGAGAUGAUGUGGAUUAAGAAACAUAUUCAUACGCACGGGAAAUGCUAAUGUGUGUCCAUUUCAUUACCAAAUGAAGCACGCUUGAUUAGCAAUUUCAGCGGCUUCAACUUUGAGGAAAGAUGGAUAUGCAUACAUACGUAGCUUAUUGAUUAAAUACUCAUUUUCAUUUUUUUCACUAUGUAAAUCAUUCUGACAUUUUCCAGUUUACAAGUUCAUGAAAUUAUAUGCCGUAACCAUGA
Messenger RNA from Pecten maximus, 2392 nucleotides. RefSeq lists its product as uncharacterized. The record is from RefSeq and is a predicted model, not a curated record. NCBI's taxonomy places the organism in Eukaryota, Metazoa, Mollusca, Bivalvia, Pectinida, Pectinidae. The coding region runs from base 155 to 1873 and encodes 572 amino acids. The transcript is spliced from 10 exons.